Mugil cephalus (flathead mullet) is the source of this 2539-nucleotide messenger RNA. Its product is annotated as N-acetylaspartate synthetase-like. The record is from RefSeq and is a predicted model, not a curated record. Bases 112 to 834 code for a protein of 240 amino acids. Gene Ontology annotation, cellular component: mitochondrial membrane. Lineage: Eukaryota; Metazoa; Chordata; Actinopteri; Mugiliformes; Mugilidae. The transcript is spliced from 3 exons. Gene Ontology annotation, molecular function: L-aspartate N-acetyltransferase activity.
UUGCGCAGUAUAGAUGACAGGGAAGUUGUGAGCAGUUGACGCAAGACUACUUGUAGUACACCUACAUUUAGCGCAAGCAGCAUCGGAGUUUUGUAAAAGAAAAAAAUUGAUAUGGGGGAAAAAGACACAAAAAAAGAACAAAAUACACAGACUGUUGUUCGUGAAUUUGAGCCUGCAGACCAACCAGCAGUCCAGCAGAUUUUUUAUGAAGGACUCAUGGAGAUGGUACCAGACACAGCCUUCAGAGCUUUGAGACAUCACCCUGAGAGUGUUCUGCUUUAUACAGCAAUGACAGUUAUAUGCUUUACCGUCACCAUGAGCUGGUGGGUGAUAGGGCUUCUCCCAGUUAUUGUGUUGAGUUUGCGCUACUUCUACAGCAGACGCGUGAUCCACGGGUACCUGAGGAAAGCCAUGAGCACAGACAUGGGAGACAUUGAGAGGUUUUACAUGAAAUCACCAGGUUCCUAUAUGUGGGUAGCCGUACUGCAGGGAAGAGUUGUGGGUGUCGUAGCAGCACUCAUCCAGCAGGAUGAGUCAGGGGUUGUGGUCGAGCUGCAGCGAAUGUCUGUUGCCCGGAACCAUCGGCAUUGUGGAGUUGGCAGUGCGCUGGGACAGAAAGUUAUUGAGUUUGCUGCCAGUCACGGAUAUUCUUCUGUGUUUCUGGGGACCACAGCGUACAACCCGGCAGCACACCGGCUCUACCAGCGCCUGGGGUUCCGUUGCGUAGGAGUCACCAAUGGGUACGUCACGCCGGGAGCAACACAGUCCUUAAUGGAAUGGAUUUUCUACAGGGUCAGCCAUCAUCACUACAGGAUCAACCUCUCAAAAAAUUAGAAGGGAAUUUUCAAGACUGUCCUGACAGGCACAGGCAUGAAACACAAUGACGAAUUGAACACAAUACUGAAAGUUUCCCCAGAACUGGAAUGUGUCACACAUCACCACAUCCUUUCUAAUACACUACAGUUCCACCCUUAAAAGCCUUGUAAUUGUAAUGUACUGUGGGGUUUGAGUGUUUUACUACAACAUCUUCUCAUGUGGAUAUGGGCCUAUCUGGGCAUAUUGACAAGUCAAUGAUGACUGCAUGUUCGAACAUAUUUAAUAUAUCAAAUAGUCUAAUUUGCAUGUCUGUCUGCGGUGUCUUUCAAAAUCUUGAGGGAAGUACUUCCAGAAAGUGCUUAAUUUUGGAAACUGUUGAUUACGCAGUUAUACCUGUCAUGGAUUAUUGCGCAUUAGCUUUUUGUUGUUGCUUAAACACACUCACAUUAGAUCUCAAGCUCUUGCUUAAUUCUAUUCCCCAGAUGUCUGCUUGUGUGAAGCAGCCUUGCCUCAGUUAGUCAAAACCGUUUGAAUGACAAAGGACACUCAUUUGAAGACAGCAAUGAUCUUAGCAUAUCGGUCUGAAAGAGGAGUAAAGGAAGCCAUCUGUGUUAGACUGGACAACGUUCUCUGAACAGAGAAGGUGGACUGAGAUAUAAUCUGCCAUCAAUUUAUAAUUCUGUCCUAACCUCUGUCUCCAAGAAGUUGCAAUCCCAUUUCGCACCUUCAGAUUGGAGCCUCUGACUGAUAAUGUACUGUUCAUUCGGGAUGAGUCCUUGUCCUUAGCAGCACCAGGUGGUGAUAGAGUUGGUGAGCAUGAACUGAUGAUGACAGCGUAAAAAGACUGUCAGUCUUCUACGCUGUCAUCAUCAGCCAUCAUUAUUUUUAAACUCUCUCUCUUUAGAUAAACGUUUUAUCACUUACUUUUAUUUCUUAAAAAAAAUUCUCUAUUAUACCUAACCUGAUUAUCAAAAAUAUUAUUAUGAUUGAGAAAAAUACAAAAAUCCGAACUCUUCCAUUUAUUUAUUUUGUAUUUUAUUGGUUCAGAUCCACAAGUAUAUACAUUGAUAAUCCUGCACUAUAUAACAUAUGUUUAUCGACUACUCUCAUAUAAUGCCACAGGUAGUUUAUAUAAAAUUAAUCAUCUUAUAUAUUAUCAUUUAUAAUAAUAAUAGAUCCUUUGAUUGUAGGAUUCUGAGAUGCUGUUAUUGGAGGAAUCAGUUUUAAGUCCAGUUCUCAACUUCUUUGAUACUGACUUGACGUGUCAGUCAAAGUCAAAUUAACAUGUAUAAAUUUUAAUUGUCAUCUUUUUAGUUUAUUUAUCUAGGCCCAAUAUCUGUUGUGUGCAAAAGCAUUUACAAAUCUGUCGCGUCCUGUUUUGGACAUGCCAAUAGUAAACAUGAAUGACUUGACUGGAUACAUCCAUUCUGAGCAAAACAGCUCAGAAACUAGUAAAUAGUCUUUUUCUCAAUUACUCUACAACAGAGAGGGGGUUUUGUAUAUGCCCUCUUUAAAAGUUAUGAAACCAAACAGAGAAGACAGAAACAGUAACAUGAUCAGCAGUACAGAGGAUAUUUUAUGAUGAGCCAAUGGAGAUGGUACCAGACACAGCCUUCAGAGCUUUGAGACAUCACCCUGAGAGUGUUCUGCUUUAUACAGCAAUGACAGGCAUGCACAUUUUAAAUUGCAAUAAAAACAGGACUUUUCUUUUCCUUUUUCUUAA